UGUCUCUUCAUUUGCUUUGUCACUCACCUCUCUCUCUUUUAGCAUAGUAUUUGCAGUUUGAGAGAGAAAGAGAGAGUUCAACUACAAUGAGGCAUCAAAAGGUUAAAAUCUUUGUUUCUUUGAUCUGCAUUGUUAUUGCUGGUGUUUCUGGCCAAUCUCCGACAACUACUCCUGCUCCGCCAACUCCAACCACUACUCCUCCUCCGGUUUCAGCUCCUCCUCCAGUAACUCAAUCUCCACCUCCGGCUACUCCUCCUCCAGUUUCAACUCCACCACCGGCUACUCCUCCUCCUGCAACUCCACCUCCUGCCACUCCUCCUCCCGCCACUCCACCACCAGUCUCUCCUCCUCCAGCUACUCCACCACCAGCCUCUCCUCCUCCUGCCACUCCACCUCCUGCUUCUCCUCCUCCAGCAACUCCUCCUCCAGCUACUCCACCACCAGCAACUCCUCCUCCAGCUACUCCACCACCAGCAACUCCUCCUCCAGCUGUUCCACCACCAGCUCCUCUCGCCGCUCCUCCUGCUCUGGUUCCAGCUCCCGCUCCAAGCAAAAAGAAGUUGAAGGCUCCAGCUCCAUCUCCGUUGGGACCGAGUCCACCAGCACCACCAACAGGAGCUCCGGCUCCAAGUUUGGGUUCAAUCGCUCCAGGACCAGCAGGCACAGACGUGAGUGGAGUAGAAAAGAUGGUUGGGAGCUUGGCCUUCGGAUGGGGUUUCCUCUGUUUGCUACUUUAGACAUGCCUUUAUGAGUCUAAGCUUCUAUGAAUUUUUUUUAAUUUUUGUGAUGUUACUUUUUUUUGGCUAUAUAUAUAUAUUAUAAAAAUUAAUGGCUGCCAUUUUAGCCCCUGUACUGUGAUAAGAUCUUUUAUUACCUGUAUUUGUUAUUGCAUUCUUUGGAAGAUUUUUGGGUAUUGGAGGAGAGGAGAUGGGAGAGAGACUUGGUUUUGUAUCUGGGAUUUGCUGGUAGCUACCUCUUGAUCUCAUUUAUUAUAUUUCUUUUCACUAA
Messenger RNA from Jatropha curcas, 1008 nucleotides. RefSeq names its product arabinogalactan protein 9 (gene AGP9). Gene Ontology annotation, cellular component: plasma membrane. The record is from RefSeq and is a predicted model, not a curated record. NCBI's taxonomy places the organism in Eukaryota, Viridiplantae, Streptophyta, Magnoliopsida, Malpighiales, Euphorbiaceae.